This is a messenger RNA of Arachis ipaensis, 721 nucleotides long. The record is from RefSeq and is a predicted model, not a curated record. Lineage: Eukaryota; Viridiplantae; Streptophyta; Magnoliopsida; Fabales; Fabaceae.
AGCAAUUGAUAGGUAGUUUUUUAAUAGACACCCUGGAGGUGUUCGCAGUGCUAGCUGAUCUUCAAUGUGAUGUUGUUGAGGCUAAAGUUUGGACUCACAAUGGACGCAUUGCAUCCCUAAUCUAUGUUAAAGACUGUGAUUCUGGUCCACCAUUGAGGAUUCCCAUAAAAUAAAUAGAAUUGAAGUGAGGUUGAGAAAUAUUUUGAAGGGAGACAAUGACAUUAGAAGUGCCAAAACCACGGUUGCUCUGUCUGUCAUGCACACGAAAAGAAGGCUACAUCAAAUGAUGUUUGCCAACCGUGAUUAUGAGAGAACUCCCAUUCUCAAGUUUACUUAUGAUUCUCCGUUAGUGACUGUUCAGAAUUGGGCCGAAAGGGGUUAUUCGGUUGUGAAUAUCCAGUGCAAGGAUCGAAUCAAGUUAUUAUUCGAUCUUGUAUGCAACUUGACAGACAUGGAAUAUGUUGUGUUCCAUGCAAUUAUUACCACUAAUGGUGACCAAGCCUACCUGGAGUUUUACAUAAGACAUAAAGAUGGCACUCCAAUUAGUUCAGACCCUUCAGACCGAAGCUACAACUCUUUCUACCCAAUUGAUCCUAUACCAGGUUCGUGCUGUCCAUCUGAAACCACUUGCAUGAUUUUGCCAUGAAAUAGAUGAAGCACUCAAGUGUUAAGUUCAUCUUUGCUGCAACAAACUGGAAAUUCCUUGUACAAUAUCUCAUUU